AUGCCCCGAGUCAGUCUUCCUGAGGCUGAGGUUGUAGAGAAGGAGGCGGAGGAGAAGGAGGAGGAGGCGGAGGAGCAGGCCAACCAGGACACCAUGCCCGCCAGCCAGGAGUUCCCCCAGGAUGUCUCCUUGGCCUUGGAUGAUCCUGGAGAAGGCAGUUCAGCUAGGAUGACUAUUCGUCAAACGUGGGGGAAACACAGACUAGUUGCUGGAAACCGCAUUGUGACAUAUUUCCUUCUGGGAAUAACCACAAAAGAAAGUGAUCUAGUUGACAUUACUUUUGAAAGUCAGAAAUACAGAGACAUUAUACAGAAGGAUUUUAUGGAUUCAUACUACAAUCUGACUUUAAAGACAAUGAUGGGAAUUGAAUGGGUUCACAUAUUUUGUUCUCAAUCCAGGUUUGUGAUGAAAACGGACACAGAUAUGUUUGUCAAUAUCUUUUACCUAAGUGAACUUCUUUUAAGAAAAAACAGAAGCACCAGAUUCUUCACAGGCUUUUUAAUGAUGAAUGAGCGCCCAAUACGAGACAGAGGCAGCAAAUGGAAAAUUGUGACAUCACAUCAGGUGGAACCUUAUGAGCUGUUGAUUUUCUGGGAUGCAUUGGAGAAAUCAAAAGAUGAAAAAUGCCCAGAUGUGUGAGAUUUGCCUUUUUUUACAUAGAGCUAAAAAUGUGCAUUAUCAUCACAAUAAAUUAUAAUAUAUACUGUGAAGUUUCUGUG
Molecule: messenger RNA, 719 nt
Organism: Pelodiscus sinensis (Chinese soft-shelled turtle)
Lineage: Eukaryota; Metazoa; Chordata; Testudines; Trionychidae
Source: RefSeq, a predicted model, not a curated record